Oikopleura dioica is the source of this 1629-nucleotide messenger RNA. NCBI's taxonomy places the organism in Eukaryota, Metazoa, Chordata, Appendicularia, Copelata, Oikopleuridae. The record is from the annotation of a GenBank genome assembly.
AUGGUUCCAGAAAUUCCAGACGUUCUUGAGACAGAACAAACGGAAAUAUCGACUGAAAAUCCUCUCAGUCCUUUGGUGUCAACUGCUAAAAUUCCUUUUACGUCUCCGGAAAAAACAACCAGUACUGUCAUUCCCGAAGAAGAAAAAACUGAAAAAGCAGAGACAUCAUCGACAGAUCAAAUUGUACCUCUUUCAUCUACAACAGAACAACUUCUUCCGGUGACAACAACUGCACAUCAUAAAACCCCACCGAUUCCUACGACAAAGAGUACUUGUGAGCCGAAGCUUUGGUUUGUCCCUCACUACGAGGAGGAUCUGCAUUUUUACGCGAUGGAGCGAAUAUGCAACUUUGAGGCACUCGAAUUCGAAAAUACUGUCGGUUAUGUUUCAUUUUUCAGAAAUGAGACAGAAUUUGAAGAUUAUCGAAGAAUGACUCCUCUUCGUAAAGAAUAUUUGGGUUACAAACAGAGAACAGGUGAUAAUGCUGUUUGGUUCAAUGCUGACGGAUCUCCAGCGACGUUUACGUAUUGGGAUGACUUUCUUUCCAUGGAGCAGCCAGAUAAUGUUAAUGAGAUUUGCGUUCAAGCAGGUUAUAUUGAUGGUAUUUACUUCUCAGGUAGACGUUGGCAUGAUGUCGACUGUGAAAACACGGGCUACUGCGGAGAUGCCCUCUUUAGCUGUCGACUUGAAACGAUUUGUCCAGAUUCGGAAGUCACUACAACGACAAAACAACCGACAACAACUGAAAAUCCUUGCGAUCAAAAACUUUGUUUGAAUGGCGGAUCCCCGCUUAUCGAUGGAGACAAUUGCGAAUGCAGCUGUCCUGAUGGAUAUUCUGGUCAAGUCUGCCAAGAGACUCCAUGUUUACCUGAUCCCUGCAAUCAACAUGGACAAUGCCUAACAAUCGGGUCAGAUUAUAAAUGCAACUGUUAUGGCGAUAUAACUGAAACAUCAACUGCAGAUCAGAUAAACACACCGAUAACAAUAACACAAACCUCUUGCGAGCCAAAGCUUUGGUUUGUCCCUCGAUACGAUGAGAAUCUUCAUUUUUCCGCGAUGGAACGAGAGUGCUUUUUGGAGGCACUUCAAUUCGAUGAUACCGUCGGUUAUGUGGCAUUUUUCAGAAACGAGAUAGAAUUUGAAGAUUAUCGAAGAACGACUACUCUUCGUAAAGAAUAUUUGGGUUAUAAACAAAAAAGUGGUAAUAAUGAUGUUUGGUUCAAUGCUGACGGAUCUCCAGCGACGUUUUUGUAUUGGGAUGACACUCCUUUUAUGAAGCAACCAGACAAUGUUAAUGAGAUUUGCGCCCAAGCAGGCUUUACUGAUGCGAAAAUUGAAACCGUCGACCGUCAAAAUAACAAGCAAUGGGUCUGGGUUUAUGAUGCUGGAGAAAUGAUUGAACUAGGAAAUAACGGUACCAUGUGGAGAAUGGUUCCGCAUCCAAAUAAACCAGAAACUUUUCAAAUUCAUGUGAAUGACAAAUGGAGUAUCAAAGACGGCAAUGAGCGAUCCGCUUUAAAAAUAAAAUAUAAUACAUUUGAUGGCUACGAUCUUUUGAUAGCAUCAUAUAUUUCAAAACCGGAAUCUGAGAAAAUGGAAGACGAUAUUUGGCUUUGGACUUUUCAAUAA